This is a messenger RNA of Vombatus ursinus (common wombat), 2294 nucleotides long. RefSeq names its product kelch like family member 1 (gene KLHL1). The transcript is spliced from 11 exons. NCBI's taxonomy places the organism in Eukaryota, Metazoa, Chordata, Mammalia, Diprotodontia, Vombatidae. The record is from RefSeq and is a predicted model, not a curated record. Bases 1 to 2277 code for a protein of 758 amino acids. Gene Ontology annotation, molecular function: protein binding.
AUGUCAGGCUCCGGGAGGAAAGACUUUGAUGUGAAACACAUCUUGAGACUCCGCUGGAAACUCUUCAGCCACCCUUCUUCUUCCCCAGGCGGGCCGGCGGGGGGCAGCUGUCUCCAGCAGGACAGCAGUGGCAGCUUUGAGCACUGGGGGCCAAGCCAGAGCCGUCUGCUGAAAAACCAGGAGAGGGGCAGCGGGAGCACCUUCUGGAAAAAGUCAUCCUCUUCGUCGUCCUCUUCUUCUUCCUCCUCCUCUUCCUUCUCCUCCUCCUCCUCUUCCUCCUCCUCCUCCUCUUCCUCCAACCCACUCAAUGGCACUCCGGCCUCCGCGGCCACCAGACUGCAUCAAGGAUUACCUGGUCAGAGUCAGCAACAUCCUCCCCGGACAGUCUUUUAUGUGGAGUCCCUGGAGGAAGAGGUGGUGCCAGGCAUGGAGUUUACUGGAGAACAUGAAAAGACCUUGGUCCUUCAAGAGAUGAAAGUUGAGUCUGUGGACUCCGGCCAGGCAACAGGUGAAGGAUGUGGACACAGGCUGACAGCAACCAGCCAUUCUUUCACGCCCCCAAGUGACAUGGACUCCAGUAGCUCUGAGGAAUUCUAUCAGGCGGUUCACCAUGCUGAACAAACCUUCCGAAAGAUGGAAAGCUACUUGAAGCAGCAACAGCUCUGUGAUGUGAUCCUGAUUGUGGGCAAUCGCAAGAUUCCUGCGCAUAGGCUUGUUCUCAGUUCUGUCUCCGACUACUUUGCUGCUAUGUUUACGAGUGAUGUUUGCGAAGCCAAGCAAGAAGAAAUCAAAAUGGAAGGCAUAGAUCCUAAUGCUCUCUGGGACCUCGUGCAGUUUGCAUAUACAGGUUGCCUGGAACUAAAGGAAGACACUAUUGAAAAUCUUCUUGCUGCAGCUUGCCUUCUUCAGCUUCCUCAAGUAGUAGAAGUGUGCUGUCAUUUUCUUAUGAAGCUUUUACAUCCAUCAAACUGCUUAGGGAUCCGAGCUUUUGCAGAUGCCCAGGGGUGUAUUGAACUCAUGAAGGUGGCCCAUAGCUACACAAUGGAAAAUAUAAUGGAAGUUAUCAGAAAUCAAGAGUUUUUACUCCUCCCAGCUGAGGAGCUCCAUAAGCUGCUGGCCAGUGAUGAUGUGAAUGUUCCUGAUGAAGAAACCAUCUUCCAUGCUUUGAUGAUGUGGGUUAAGUAUGACACACAGAGGAGAUGCAGUGACCUAAGCAUGCUUCUUGCCUUUAUAAGACUGCCACUGCUUCCACCUCAGAUUUUGGCUGACCUUGAAAACCAUGCUUUAUUUAAAGAUGACCUAGAAUGUCAAAAACUGAUUUUGGAAGCCAUGAAGUACCAUCUGUUGCCUGAAAGAAGAACUUUAAUGCAAAGUCCAAGAACUAAACCAAGGAAAUCUACUGUUGGAGCCCUGUAUGCUGUAGGAGGAAUGGACAACAACAAAGGUGCUACAACUAUUGAGAAGUAUGACCUGAGAACAAAUUUAUGGAUCCAGGCAGGAGUAAUGAAUGGCAGAAGGUUACAGUUUGGCGUGGCUGUCAUUGACGAAAAGCUGUUUGUUAUUGGUGGUCGGGAUGGUCUGAAGACCUUGAACACAGUUGAGUGUUACAACCCCAAAACCAAGACUUGGACUGUUUUACCUCCAAUGUCAACACACAGGCAUGGUUUAGGUGUGACAGUACUUGAAGGCCCAAUUUAUGCCGUUGGAGGCCAUGAUGGCUGGAGCUACCUGAACACAGUGGAGAGGUGGGAUCCACAAAGCCAGCAGUGGACAUUUGUAGCAAGUAUGUCAAUAGCUCGGAGUACAGUUGGUGUGGCAGCAUUAAAUGGCAAGUUAUAUUCAGUUGGAGGCCGGGAUGGUAGCUCUUGUUUGAGUUCCAUGGAAUACUAUGACCCUCAUACCAACAAAUGGAACAUGUGUGCACCAAUGUGUAAAAGAAGAGGAGGAGUAGGAGUGGCCACCUGUGAUGGUUUUCUUUAUGCAGUAGGAGGCCAUGAUGCACCUGCUUCAAAUCACUGUUCUCGUCUGUUAGACUAUGUGGAAAGAUAUGACCCUAAAACAGACACAUGGACCAUGGUGGCUCCUUUGAGUAUGCCUCGAGAUGCUGUUGGGGUCUGUCUGCUGGGUGACAGGUUAUAUGCAGUAGGUGGGUAUGAUGGACAGUCCUACCUGAACACUAUGGAAUCCUAUGACCCACAAACAAAUGAAUGGACACAGAUGGCUUCCUUAAACAUUGGAAGAGCAGGUGCCUGUGUCGUAGUUAUCAAGCAACCUUGACCUGUUUACAUUACUUG